CUACCCAUACAAUACAGCACCUAUACCAAAGCAUAACACAACUACAUAACUGUCGGCAAAGCUUUGUGCUCACUUUUUAGCCAAACCAGUGCUCAGAACUGUUGCCGCCACCGCCGCCACUCAACACCCCACUUAAUUAAGCAGCCUAGCUCACAAUGCAGCUCCUCCACCGCGGCUUCGGCAUUGUUUUGGUGCUGAAUUCGUUGCUUCUGCUUGUGUCUUGUCAAGUUCAGCAACCCGGGGCCAACACCCGCUGGCUCCCAGCCACCGCCACCUGGUACGGCAGCCCCGAAGGCGACGGCAGCGACGGUGGAGCAUGUGGUUACGGGUCAAUGGUGGACGUGAAGCCGUACAGGGCGAGGGUUGGGGCGGUGAGCCCAGUGCUGUUCAAGAGUGGCGAGGGGUGCGGGGCGUGUUACAAAGUCAAGUGUCUCGACCAGAGCAUCUGUUCAAGACGAGCCGUCACGAUAAUCGUGACGGACGAGUGCCCUGGUGGUUACUGCUCGAAUGGGCGCACCCACUUCGACCUCAGUGGCGCCGCCUUUGGACGCAUGGCUGUCGCCGGUGAAGGCGGUCUGCUCAGGAACCGAGGCGAGCUCUCUGUCCUUUACCGACGGACACCAUGUAAAUAUCCUGGGAAGCAAAUAGCCUUCCAUGUAAAUGAAGGUUCAACAAAUUACUGGCUAUCACUUCUGGUAGAGUUUGAGGAUGGAGAUGGAGACGUCGGAUCGAUGCAUAUAAGACCAGCAAGUUCCAGUGAGUGGAUCGCGAUGAGUCACGUAUGGGGAGCUAAUUGGUGCAUAAAUGGGGGUCCUCUAAAUGGACCAUUCUCAGUGAAGAUUACAACUCUCUCAACAGCAAAAACUCUCUCUGCCAGAGACGUCAUUCCCAGUAAUUGGUCUCCAAAAGCCACUUACACUUCUCGCCUAAAUUUCCGCUUCUAGCGAGCUUAUUUGACAAACAAGUCAAGAUAUAUAUAAUAUCAGCACGUUUUUACAAAGCACUUUUUUAACUAAGCAUUUAUAGGCCAGAAAAAAGGUCUUGCCCACAUGACCCAAAAGUAGCCGUUGUCGCGGUGGUCUUUUUCUUUUUUUUUCUUUUAAAGAAAAAUGGCCGUUGGAUUGCACUAGUUAAUUACAAUGGCAUCCAAAUGCUCUUUCUUUAUUUUCUUUUGAGAUAUUGUUUUUCCUAUUUUGCUGCUGUUCCAACUGGUUUUGUUUGUAGAUGUGCACUAAGAUAUGUAGCCAGCCCUCUCCAAAAGGAGAGAGAGCGUGUGUUCUUGCUUUGUUAAUGCUAUAUGUAAGGUUCUGUGACCCAAUGUGUUUUUAAUGAAUUUGGACAAUUUGAUUGCACUA
Molecule: messenger RNA, 1355 nt
Organism: Malus domestica (apple)
Lineage: Eukaryota; Viridiplantae; Streptophyta; Magnoliopsida; Rosales; Rosaceae
Product: expansin-B3-like
Biological process (GO): sexual reproduction
Cellular component (GO): extracellular region; plasmodesma
Source: RefSeq, a predicted model, not a curated record